AUGGAACUCAGUGCCGAGUACCUCCGGGAGAAGCUGCAGCGGGACCUGGAAGCGGAGCACGUGGAAGUAGAGGACACGACUCCCAACCGUUGCGCGUCCAGCUUCCGAGUCCUUGUGGUGUCGGCCAAGUUCGAGGGGAAACCGCUGCUUCAGAGACACCGGCUUGUGAACACUUGCCUAGCAGAAGAGCUCCUGCACAUUCACGCUUUUGAGCAGAAAACCCUGACCCCAGAGCAGUGGGCCCGUGAGCAGCAGAAAUAA
Molecule: messenger RNA, 261 nt
Organism: Rangifer tarandus platyrhynchus (Svalbard reindeer)
Lineage: Eukaryota; Metazoa; Chordata; Mammalia; Artiodactyla; Cervidae
Source: the annotation of a GenBank genome assembly